GCCUUUCUGUGCGUGUCGGUCAGUCUUGCACCCGGUUUCUCUCCUCCAGUCCACAGCUGCGCACCAGCGAUUCAUCCUGCUCCUCCAGCGAAGGUUAGAAGGUUAACUGCCCCUCUUGAACCUCAAUAAUACGCCGCAGUUGAUUGAUGAUGUCGCCGAAUUUCCGCCUCUUUACCGAGUUAACCGAACGAAAGUGGAGGUUCAUAAAACAAACGAAUUGGAUUUCUCCACGAUGACAGCAGGUGCCAAACGAAGCAAGGUCAGGGACUGAUCAAUGCUGCUGCUCGCUUUGCUGCUUGAUCAAAAGGUCACUUCGGCAUUUCUUUGCAGAAAAUGGAUCAAAAUCCAAAAUGCAAAAACUGCCAAUUCCCUUGACGUGUCUCAGACAUUCUCAGCCUUGCUCUUCCACUGCUCUAGCCACCAUGGGUCUCUCUGGUUCCGGAGGGAAACUGCUGUUCAUCCUCCUCAUUAGCAGGUUGUUGGAGAGCGCUGUGCUCAAUGCCGAAGUAAAGGAGGGCGAGAUUCUGCCUCCUACCAUUCAGCGUCUGAUGAAAGGAUACAACAAGUACCUCAGGCCCUUUUUUGACAAUGGGCCGGUGACGGUCGGGAUGAGCUUGGACAUCGCCAGCAUUGACACCAUUUCAGAGAUCAACAUGGACUACACAGCAACUAUUUUCCUACGUCAGCGCUGGACGGACGAGCGGCUGGUGUUCGAGGGCAACAAGAGCCUGAGUCUCGAUGGGCGGCUGGUCGAGCUGCUCUGGGUACCGGACACCUUCAUCGUGGACUCGAAAAAGUCCUUCCUCCACGACAUCACAGUGGAGAACAGGCUCAUCCGCAUCUUCCCGAACGGGACCGUCCUCUACGCACUGAGGAUCACCACCACCGUGGCCUGCAACAUGGAUCUGACCAAGUAUCCCAUGGACAAGCAGACGUGCACGCUGCAACUGGAGAGCUGGGGUUACAACAUCAACGACGUCAUGUUCUACUGGACCAGAGGGAACGAGUCAGUCAGCGGCCUGGACACGCUGCAACUCGCUCAGUACACAGUGGAAGACCACUACACCUCUGUGUCUGAGGCCAUCUAUGAAACAGGUCACUACCCUAAGCUGGUGUUCCAUUUUGAGCUGAGGAGAAGCAUCCUUUACUUCAUCCUGGAGACAUACGUCCCCUCCAGCCUUCUGGUGGUCCUCUCAUGGGUCUCCUUCUGGAUCUCCUUGUCUUCAGUUCCCGCGCGCAUCUGUAUCGGCGUGACCACAGUUUUGACCAUGACCACUCUGAUGAUGGGCGCCCGCACCUCACUGCCCAACGCCAACUGCUUCAUCAAGGCUAUCGACGUCUACCUGGGGAUCUGCUUCAGCUUCAUCUUCGGCGCGCUCAUUGAAUAUGCCGUGGCUCACUUCUGCACCCUCACCUACGCAGACUCGCACAUGAUCAUGUACGGCCACCCGCUCCACGACCUGGACGACGAGAUCAACGGCAUCGUCACCACCAUCUCCACUCACAACAGGGCCAAGAGACGCAAAGAAAUAGCGACGCCUCCCCCCGCCCCCGCCUCCACAGAACUUACUGUCAAUCCAUCCAGCCCCUCGGGCAGCGAGGCGAAGCCUGAGGCGUCCCCUCCGGAGCCCACCAAUAGGUGCCUCACCAUCCUGGCCACCCUCCGCAAAGUGGUGCGCUUCAUCAGCUGCUGUCACAUAGACAACCCCCAUCACAUAGACAACUACUCCCGAGUCACCUUCCCCCUGUCUUUUGUCAUGGUCAACCUGCUCUACUGGACAUAUUAUCUCUACUUCUAGCACUUUGGCAGCAUGUGAGCGAGGAGCCGUGACAGAAGUGUAUUCUACUGUAUGUAUGUACAGUAAGUGUUCUUAUACUGUGUUCUGAUUUCGACAUACGGAUUCAUGGAAACUUGUCGAGAAGACGCUUGACGACUUUGCGGUACAGAAAUAUGUACUUGUACUUGAAUUGUGUCUCUGAUUUUCUACUGCUGGUAUCUGCCUUUUCUGGUUUCGUCUGCACCUUUUUUUUUCUCGCGAGUUUGUUUGAAACGUGCCGCUGUACAGUUUGUCUCGCGCUUCUGAUUUGCCAAUGGCGGCGUUACAGGAAAGCAAAUUAUACUCUCUACGCUGUGGUCAAUCGAACACAAAUGUUUAUUAAUUUACCGCUGAAAUGGAUUUUAUUGGUGUUGAAAAGAGAUGCUGGAGAAGAUGGAAGCAACUCUGUUGACGCCGGUGAUGGAUUUCCAAUACGAGAUGGAGUUGCCGUUGAUGCUCUCCGGCAUAUUUGGAAAGCGCUGCUUAAUUCUACUGAAAUACUGUCGAGGUGGGAAAGGUUUCCCUCUGAUAUGAUGUGACGGGAAAAGUCACCUUCAGAGAGACACACGGCUUACGAUAGGAAUCAGUGACUUUCAACUGAAUAGGUGCUUUUCUUUCAAUAACAGUAAUGUUGUUCUUUCCAGAUAAGACAGAGGGAACAAGGCAGUUUGCUCAGGCGGAGAAAUAAUCCGGUUCUUUCCAAGGAUCAUCUGGUCGUCUGGCUUUGUCUUAGCUUGACACAGGGCUGUCACUGGAUUAACAUUUUUUUAACCAGUUGACUUGCCAUUAACCUCAAAUUAGUUACACUUUUUUCCAUUUUAAAUGUAACUUAUAGUAGGAUUGUGUCCAGGCGAGAGUUGAAUUUGCAGUUCAUGGCCAGCUAACUCUGCUUUACUGCGAUUAUGAGAUACUAUUUUACCGUAUUGACAGCCCUAUUUUGACAUGCAGGAUGGAACGCACUCUGUGAUUGUACCCUUGAAUUGGAGAAACUGAGACCAGAGCUUUGCCAAAAGUGGUAUAUGCCAAUUCUAUACACGCGCACUGGUCAUGUAUCUAGGACACUUCCCAAAGAAAUAUAAGUGUAGAAUUCAGUCUGUUGAACAAUGAAGGAAAUUGAAAGCUUUCAUUGAUUUGCUCCAGAGCCCCUCCAGAGUCUCGUAGUCUCCAUUGGCACUUGGAGGUCAACUCAGCGUUUCAGACUCUAUCAGGCUUCCACCUUACGUUCCUCCUAAUGUGAGCAUAGGACAUUGUCCUACGGGACAAUGAGCUCCCUUCCUUUUAACCCGAAUUGGAGAAGACAGGUGGCUUUGUGUUCACUUCAACUCCUUUUCUUUUCUCCUCAGGUACCAUUUGGUGUGGUGCCACCCUCAAUGGUUUUGUAGUAGACUCUGCCGAACAAGGAGGAACAAGGGGGUUGUGUGUUGCGAUACUAGCGAUGGGUAGAUGAAGUGUUAUGAAACAGUAUUGGCAGUUUGGUGAAACAAUGUCCUGAUUUUCAGAGGACACUAGAUGGUGCUCUUGAUUCAGAAAUGAUGUGUCAUUUAAUGAGUUGUUGCAGUCCAAACAUUAUAUAAAACAGACAGCGCCAUCUAGUGGCCUCAGAAAAUCAGGACACUGUUUCAUGAAACCUCAUCAACCCUUCAAUACUGUGCCAUGAAACAGCUACCCAUCAUUACCACAUACUGUUAGCUAGUGUGUAGAAGAUUCUGGACAACCUCACAAUAGUUCCUGUUCCUGUCCUGCAAACUUCAUUUUUGCAUCAUUCUUAGUGUAUUUUUAAAAGAAGAGGAAUCUGCACGUCAUUUUAUGAAACUGUGCCGGUUCAAAUAUCUUGGAGUCUUGUUUGGGCCUGAGGGAAAGCUGGAGUGUGAGAUUGUCUAGAUGAAGAAAGAGCUGAGCCACAAGACAAAGCUCUCAAUUGACCAGUCAGUUCCUCCUCUCACCUGUAGUGAGGGGUGUCCGAAAGAUACUGACUGAGGGUGGCUGGAAUCCCUUAGAGAUAGUGAGCUGUCAUCUGAGAGAGACUCAGAAUAGCACCUCUGCUCCUGCACAACCAGAGACGCCAGCUGAGGUGGCCAGGCCAUCUACAGUUCCAGGUAUCUCCAACCAGGAGAGGCCCUGGGGCAGACCCAAGACACGUUGAAAACAUCAUGUCUGUUGGACUGGCAACACCACUGCGAUGGUUUCAGGAAGACGAAAGUCUGAGCCUGAAAUGAUUAGAAACGUCAUUGUUUUCUUGCCUUCACCGAGCGCUCAAGUCGAGAAAUACUCAACAUAAUGGAGGAACCUUUCUUGCAUUCCUUUUAUGGUGCAAACACACUAGGUAUGGUGUUAGAAUUAUGAAUAGAAGUCACCAUGUGUUGAGCGAGAUACAGAGCCAAAGACUCAAAUCUGAUUCGUCAAGUGUCCGAGAGGUGGAACCCGACUGUGAAACAGCAUGGAGUCGCUGAGCAAAAGUUCAUCUCCACACAACAUUGCACGUUUUAAUUGUUUCUCUCCGUUCCAAUGCAAGUAUCUACAUCUGAACUCAAGUAUUUCUGAUCUCUGGCAACUUUAGGAACAGUUCUUUUGUCAGAUCUCUGUAACAAGGUUGUUAUGGUUUUCUUGCCUGAUGUAAAUGUAUUUCUGUUUCUGCUCUUCCCGCACGUUUUUUUUGUUCUUAUUUAUUAAGUAAUUUAUUAAGAGGUGAGGAUGAUUCACAUCUUACAUUGUGAGAUGAUACAUUUUCUUACCACCUCUUGUUUGUACUGUUUAUUUUGUAUGGAAACGACUGGACUUCAGUAGCAGGUAAGCACUGAACCACUGAAAUGGUUUUAUGCAAUUUAGCACUGUGGCUAUCAGUUUCUCUUUUUUUUUUUUUUUUUAAUAAAACAAACUUUCUACGAGACAGAAAUCUCCUGAUGAAACUCUGGACAGAGUUUUAUUUCAAUACUACGGGACUUCUGAAGUCAUUGACGGAUGUCAAGGGACGGAUUACCUCGAGUUGACGUCAAGCUUACGGGCAGUUUUUGGACGUCUACAUGUGAAAUGUAUCUAUGAACUGUAACACCAUGGUGAUGUAAAGACACUGGUUUGCCCUGAUGUAAAUAAAUAAUAUGCAUGUCUCCUUGAUGUAUGGAUAUGAAUGAUAGCAAUAAACUA
Molecule: messenger RNA, 4958 nt
Organism: Synchiropus splendidus (mandarinfish)
Lineage: Eukaryota; Metazoa; Chordata; Actinopteri; Syngnathiformes; Callionymidae
Gene: gabrzb
Product: gamma-aminobutyric acid receptor subunit pi
Exons: 10
Coding region: 351-1799 (482 amino acids)
Biological process (GO): monoatomic ion transmembrane transport; regulation of membrane potential; chemical synaptic transmission
Cellular component (GO): GABA-A receptor complex; membrane; neuron projection
Molecular function (GO): extracellular ligand-gated monoatomic ion channel activity; neurotransmitter receptor activity; GABA-A receptor activity
Source: RefSeq, a predicted model, not a curated record